GUUUGAGGCGACAUGUCCGACGCCAAGCGAGGCAAGUUGUCCAGAAAGAUUUCCCAUCACGGCUCCGUCGAAUGCCCACACAUCCGAUGCCACCACACCUGCAAAGAUGAGGGUCGAGGAGGCGUUGGUCUGCUUGAGUUGUGUAGUCGGUGGGGCAUUGGCCGCAAAUGCUCCCCGACCGCGAGGCGUGAGCCUCGAUUUUGCCAAAUACUACAAAGACACCACCACAUUCAGCUGCAUAUCAAACCCGGCCAUUCAAUUGCCCUUUGCACGGGUCAACGACGACUACUGCGACUGCCCUGAUGGCUCGGACGAGCCAGGCACUUCCGCCUGCGCCCACCUCUCCCCACUGUCUCCUCCGAGCCCCGCUGGUGCCGCUGCCAACGUAGCGUUGGCGCUGCCGGGCUUCUACUGCAAGAACAAGGGGCACAUCCCCGCUUACCUCCCCUUCACCAACGUCAACGACGGGAUUUGCGACUACGAGCUAUGCUGCGAUGGCAGCGAGGAGUGGGCGGGCGUGGGAGGCGUCAAGUGUGAGGACCGAUGCAAAGAGAUCGGCAAGGAGUGGAAGAAGCACGACGAGGCGAGACAGAAGAGCCUGGGCAUCGCAGCGCGGAAGCGGAAGGAAUUGGUCACUGAAGCUGCGCGUAUCCGACAGGAGGUGCAAGAUCGCGUGCAGACCCUGAAGACCGAGAUCGAAGGGACGGAGUUGAAGGUCAAACAACUCGAGGCUGAGGUGAAAGAUGUGGAGCGGAGGGAGCGGGGCAAGGUCGUCAAGACUGCUCCCGGUCAGAAAGGCGGGAAAAUGAGCGUGCUCGUUGGAUUGGCCAAGUCACGCAUGGCCGAAUUGCAUCAGAGCCUGACGAGAGUGAGGCGGGAGCGGGACGACUACUCGAGUCGGCUACAGGAGCUCGAAAACCUGCUCAUGAUAUUCAAGGCGGAGUACAAUCCGAAUUUCAACGAUGAAGGUGUCAAGCGUGCCGUUCGAGCAUGGGAGGAGUAUGCUGCUCGCGAUAAAGAGCCAUUGGUCAAUGUGGCGGCGGAUAUCGAUCUCGAUGAGAUUCUCAAGUCCGACAAAGACAGCGGGCUGGAUUGGGAUGAAUACGAGGGUGGAGAGGACAGCGAAACGGAUGCUCUCUACACUUUUGAGAAUUACCUGCCCCCUUCCAUACGCAGUUGGCUGGAUCAAAAGCUGCGCGACCUCCGAAUCAGGCUCAUCGAAGCAGGCUUUCUGGCGGACAAUUCAGGAGCAAGCACGGAAAGCAAGGCCCUUUCAGAUGCUCGCGCCCAACUGGAAAAAGCACAACAGGACUUGGAGAACCACCGCGAAGACCUGGAAACCCGCAAUGAAGAGCUGGCCUCGAAAGACUUUGGGCCCGACGAUGUCUUCCGCGCCCUGAAGGGCACUUGCGUCUCCACCGACAGCGGUGAGUACACGUACGAAGUCUGCUUCCUCCAACAGACCACGCAGAAGCCGAAGAAGGGUGGCGGCCAUACCAACAUGGGCAACUUUGUGCGGCUCGAGACGAUCGACGUCGACGAAGAGCUGCCUGCCAAUGGCAAAGGAUUGGGCAGCGGUCGGCGCCUCGUGAUGAGGCACGAAGGCGGGCAGCAUUGCUGGAACGGACCAGACAGGAGCAGCAGUGUCAUCCUGGCGUGCGCAGAGGAGAACGAGAUCUGGAAGAUUAUGGAGGAGGAGAAAUGUGUUUAUCGGUUGGAGGUUGGCACGCCUGCUGUGUGUGAUGAGGGUGGCAGUGGGAGUGGAAGGGCCAAUGAUGCGUCGGCAAAGGAUGAAUUGUAGCACAAAUUACCUAUCUCUAUGCGGGCUUUGAGGCGACUAGAGUGUAUAGACGUAGAUGUGCAAACACCUCCGUCCG
This is a messenger RNA of Neohortaea acidophila, 1877 nucleotides long. Its product is annotated as glucosidase II beta subunit-like protein-domain-containing protein. The record is from RefSeq and is a predicted model, not a curated record. Bases 107 to 1801 code for a protein of 564 amino acids. Gene Ontology annotation, cellular component: glucosidase II complex. The transcript has 3 exons. Gene Ontology annotation, biological process: N-glycan processing. Lineage: Eukaryota; Fungi; Ascomycota; Dothideomycetes; Mycosphaerellales; Teratosphaeriaceae.